Gastrolobium bilobum is the source of this 1549-nucleotide messenger RNA. RefSeq lists its product as uncharacterized. The transcript has 7 exons. The coding region runs from base 235 to 1293 and encodes 352 amino acids. The record is from RefSeq and is a predicted model, not a curated record. Lineage: Eukaryota; Viridiplantae; Streptophyta; Magnoliopsida; Fabales; Fabaceae.
UUCUGCUAUUAGAACCUGCCAUAUCCUGACAGAGGGAAUUAUUGAAGGGAAUUUCUCUUUUUUCCCUGGCAAUUGUGCCCCCCUCAUUCCCUUUCUGUUACAUUCAUAAUAAGAAUAACCACUUCUUUCCAACAAAACGUUUCGGACGCGAUCAGGAUUUGGAGAUCGUCUUUCGUAUCCUUCAAUUCCUUACUUUCUUCGCUUGCCUGGGAAUACUACACUCGAAGAAGCAGAAUGCAGGGACCCAGAGGUGGCAGGGAUCCUUUCUUUGACUUUAGUGACCUUUUUGCUGGUUCUGGAGGCUUUGGACCUCCCAGGAGUCUAUUGUCAAACUUUUUUGGGGGAAGGGACCCAUUUGAUGAUCCCUUCUUCACCCGUCCUUUUGGAACCAUGUUCCAGUCUACUCCCUUUGGUCCAAGUGGAAAUCCCUUCACCCCAGAUGUGCAUCCAUCUGGAUUUCUUGAGCAUCAGGCUCCAGAACCUAGAAAACCAAGAGGGCCAAUCAUUGAGGAAUUGAACUCUGAUGAUGAAGAGCAUCAGGCUCCAGAACCUAGAAAACCAAGAGGGCCAAUCAUUGAGGAAUUGAACUCUGAUGAUGAAAAAGAGGAUGCACUGGAGGAGAAGAAAGAAAAUCCGAGAAAGCACGGUAGGUCAAACAAUGAACCCUCGGUUGAACAUCCAGAUGAUGAACCUGAAGGAAAGAGGAUCAGACAUUUUCAGCAUAAAAGUGAGAACAACAGAUUCAAUGGUACUGGACCUCUGCCUCAGUCUCGUAGCUUCUGCUUCCACAGCUCAACAGUCACCUAUGGUGGUGCAAAUGGAACAUAUUAUACUUCGUCAAGGACAAGGAGGACUGGUAGUGAUGGAGUGACCUUUGAAGAAUGCAAAGAGGCCGAUAGUGCCACGAGACAAGCUGCCCACAUAGUUUCUAGAGGCCUUCAUAACAAGGGAAAUUCCCUUUCAAGAAAACUCAAUUCAAAUGGUAAAGUGGAUACUGUGCAGACCUUGUACAAUCUAAAUGAAGAUGAACUUGCUGGCUUUGAGGAAGCAUGGAAAGGAAAGGCUCAAAAGUAUUUGCCUGGAUGGACUGGUAGUAUUGGAGCUAGCACUAGCGCACCAGAUGAGCAGGCCAGACAGGGUGGUUGGGCGCUCCCUUCUACAGAGCAUAAUCAUUCCGUGAGAACAAUGCCUGAAGUUAGAGACAAAGUAGGCUCUUCUUCCUCACAUGAAUGGGCAAAGACAGAUGCUAGUGAUAGGAAUGCAUAUCAUCAACGACGGCGAGGCCAAAAGUAACCUGCCAAGUUGUCGGGCCACAUUUACUCCAGCGUCUUGCUGUCUUUCAUUUUAUCACUUCCUUUUUAGGUUUUUCUGCCCUUUCCCAAUGGGUCUAAUGAUGAUUUGGCUGGCUUAUGUAUAUUGGUAGUAAGGAUUUUUCCAUUGAUAUCGCUACGGUCAUGCUUGGUUCCGAAACUUCCACAAUUUUUUUUGUGACGUGAUUGUAUAACAUAAGUAGUUUAUAUUAUUGCGGUACAUGCGCCUGGUUGAUCGU